AGCUGGCUCUACCUCUGUUGUUGCAGCGCACUAGCCUACUCGCGGUCCGUGAGACAGAAUGGCGAGUCAGUGUCAGGCACGGAGAGCAAUCGCGGCGCAGUCUCGUCCAGCGUACGUUCGCGAAACAAGUGGAUCAGCGCUAGCCCUCGCCCCUUCUCCGUCGCCACCUGCGAAUAAAUGUGCUUUCAAGCCUCCGUUACCGCCUGACGGGAAAAAAUCGAAAUCUGGCGCAGGUGGCACGACAGGCGGGGGUUAUCGGGAUAGGGACAAGCAAGUUCAUCUGGCUCCGAGAAGAACUUUCCCUCCAACCGAACCUCAAUCGCGCGCAUCACUUUUAGACAACGCCACUGAUGCACUUCACUCUCUGGACCGCCAGGCGAUUCUAACAACCAUUGGAAGACUACAGCGGAGUCGAGCUUGUUUGGCUAACAAUGCUAUAGCACCAACUGCAGAUGGGAAAACAACUAUCGAGGAAGCUUCGGAUGAUGCAGUUUCUGAGGUCAAGUUCGCAAGGGCUGUCGCGGGCCGUCUGGUUUCCGUGUGCAGUCAGGAGGACAUUGUCACCACCUGUGUCUCGGUGAUGGGGAACUUAACCGCGGCGCAAAACCCACAAGACCACCGCAUGGCCGAGCCGUUCGCCAGCGAAGUUCUGCACCGAUUGGGCGAAGCACACGCUCAGGAACAGAAUCCGCAACGCCUCCGCCAAAGUGCUCAGUUUCUGUACCGGGUCAUGCGCCUACUCUUGCAACCACCACUCGGGGAAAAUCGUGUUUCGCGGAAACCAAAUGCGAAUUUGCGCUGCGGCGUUGCCAACGCUACGCCUCAGGCUCGGGAACACGACCAGCACGACAGGUUAAGAAGUGGAGGCCCCGAGCUUUCAGCUCCGAAAAUUUUGGAGAGCUGCGCCGCGGAAUUUUGUCGACAUUUAGAAAGACUGUAUGAAAAGCAGCUUCCUAUACCCGCAGACCGAUUCUUGUUUCUGUUGAUGUUAACCACAGCAGAAAACACUUCAACUACGCGCCGCGACCGACGACCAACUUACCCUUCGAACACAGGCACGCCACCGAGCCCUCCGAGCGUAAUCAGUAUUCUGCAGCAAACUUUCGCAAAGCCGGCGUAUUGGGAGCAGAUCAGCUUUUGGGGGGACCUUCGUCCUGUGGCACCUGUACAACCUCCACGACGUCGUGCUGAGUGUGGGGGCGCUCCCCCUCGCGUGCACGGGGAGCAAGAUAAUUGCUCCAUAAUCUCGGGGCCACCGACGUGUCGUAGUAGAAGCCAUGAACGAGUACAGAUAACGUCGCCGCACCUUCACCGUGCAAAACCCGUCGAUCUCAAUAAUUGCGUCCUGUUCUGCAUGGCUUUCGCCCACUACAUGAACAAUGUGCUGCCGGAUCUGCGACCCAAAAUGCCGAUUUACGAAGCCGUGUUUUUCAGCUCUGGUGGGGGGAUGAAGGAUAAACUACAGGCGGUGGGAGCCGAGCUGCCACUGUCUGUAGUUGGUACUCCGAGUCUAAAUAUGGACGGUGAUGCCCUUCUCGGCAAGAGCAUGCGACGCGCCAUGGUGAGGAUGAUGAUGAGUGUCGAAAGUGCUUUUGCGGUUGGUGCACGCGCGCCGGCCCAGGAGCAGUUUAGCCGCACACAGCUGCUGGACGUGAUGAAGGUUCUGAACAGAGCGCUGGUCCGAAUUCCUGACUGGAUGUUCGAGAGGGUACUUUACGGAGACUUGCUUGAAGUAGAAAAGGGAAAAAUGGGCCAAACGAUCCAAGCAAGAAAGAAAAACCCGCUCAGCAAGCUUCUAGCUCCAUCCCAGCGCGCCACGCUAGCACACAUUUGGACGACACAAAAUUUGGAAGCACUCCGGAGCCACGGGAAUAUCAAGUCCCCGGAUCUUAUUUCGCGGAAGGAGGAGACGCUGCCGGUGGAGGCAGGAAAUGAAGCGCUUGAUGACGAGUGUGCCAACACCGUGAGAAAAUUGGGUCGCUUGUUGAGGGACGUCCACUGCCUUUUCUUCGAGGAUGCGACUGACGGUGAUGGUCCUGAUGCAGCUGGACAUCAUGAGGUGCAAAGGCACCUCCGAAAAAGUGAGAACGUGAAAACAUCCGCCAGUGCUGCGCAAGCAGGAGUGACUACAACGCCGCUCUCAGUAGACAUUUUCACUCUUCACGACCGUAAUCGGGCUCCUUUCGGCUCUUCACAGUCGCCCACUUCCGUCCAGCAACCGUCGACCUUCUCAGACAUCGAUUGGUCGCUACUCUGUUGGUCAUACAGCGCCGUUGCCAUGGUUUUGGACGAGACCGUUUCCCGCCAUCAGAUAGAUGAUCCGACGCGGCAAAAGAAAUCCGAUCUUCUCGUUACUCUGCACGCAAAGAUUUUGCAAGGAAUACCUGCGAUGCUACGACUGGCGCAAAUGGUGAACGAAAACGAAGGGAACAAACCGGUAGACCGACGAGUCGCAUACUUUGCGACGCUGCCGUGGCAAGAAGCGACUACUUCAUCCAAGGCAGUGAAGAAUGGAGCAGCAGUAGACUCCUCAUGUAGGAGCUCCGAGUCCUCCAGCUGUAGGAAAGACAUUGACAUGUUCAAAAGCGGAAAAAUCCCAUCCGACCUCUCAAGCAAAGCCUCGGCGCUGCAAAAGGACGUCUUCCGAAAACACAUCGUCAACGCUUUUCGGAUGAGCAAGCAUCAGAACAAAGAGAUCACCCUUAUCCAGGAGUAUGCCACGGACUUUGUUUUAACCGUUGACCUUUACUGCCCAGAGCACAAAUUCGCCAUCGAGGUCGACGGGCCGCAUCACUUUCUUUUUGAUCUAAAAGCAGACCCUGAGCAAGAAGAUCUCCAUGGCGCCACGGCUAGGGGAGGAGGUGGAGCUGGAGAAGAAGAUACGGAGUUGUUGGCAGGACCGUCAAGAAUAGGAGAAGCAGGACAAAACUCAUCAAAGUGUCUGAAUGGCAGGACUGUAUUCAAACACGCGUUACUUGAGCGACGUGGCAUUCGCGUGCUUUCUUGGGCGUUCGACGAGAAAAAUGAUCAGAAGAUCAAGGACUUCGCAAAACCAUACUUGGUGUCUUUGGAGAUGGACACUAAGGCACGACGUCCUCCGGCGCGAGAUAGAGGUGGAGAUGCUCAUGCAGAAAAGGAGCAAAAUAAAUCAGCUACAUGCGAGGCGUCGCAGCCACUGCAGUGGAUGGCAGCUCGUUCCACACGAUAAUCUACUGUGCGACCUGGUGCAUGUCUUUUUCGUUUCGUCCG
Amoebophrya sp. A120 is the source of this 3249-nucleotide messenger RNA. The record is from the annotation of a GenBank genome assembly. NCBI's taxonomy places the organism in Eukaryota, Dinophyceae, Syndiniales, Amoebophryaceae.